Molecule: messenger RNA, 468 nt
Organism: Phytophthora infestans T30-4
Lineage: Eukaryota; Oomycota; Peronosporomycetes; Peronosporales; Peronosporaceae
Exons: 2
Coding region: 1-468 (155 amino acids)
Source: RefSeq, a predicted model, not a curated record
AUGAGUUUGGAUACGCCCGUAAUCCAUCGUCGCCCAUCGACUCGUCUCCUCGAGCUCUGCACAAAUCGUUCCACGAUGGACACUUUCAUGGUGGUAUCUUCGAGACCAGAGAUGAAUGCCAAUCUUCUCAACGCUGCGAGUGACCGUCAACAGCCAACCGAAGCAGCCAAGCGAGCGAUGGACAUCUCGAAACGUCCGACGGAGCUGGACGCCUGCAAGUUCGCGAGUGCCGACUCCCGUCCGUAUCCGAUGAUGCCGGCUCUUGUCCAGAACGAAGAAGAGUCAAAGGAGGGGGAGCCAGAGCCGAAUAUCUACCCCAUUCCAGCGAACGAGGAGGUUCGCAUGGCCGCGAUUGAGCAUUUCCGUCUCCACGACGUCGCCAAUGUCUCUGAACUCAACGUGAUCUGCUCACUGGCUGCGGCAGAAAUGAAGGCCCCUCACAGCGUCGUCACACUUGUUGAAACGUGA